Malus domestica (apple) is the source of this 612-nucleotide messenger RNA. RefSeq lists its product as uncharacterized. The record is from RefSeq and is a predicted model, not a curated record. Lineage: Eukaryota; Viridiplantae; Streptophyta; Magnoliopsida; Rosales; Rosaceae. Gene Ontology annotation, molecular function: RNA-DNA hybrid ribonuclease activity; nucleic acid binding.
AUGGUGGCAAAGGGGGAUUUUUUGGAAUGUUGGAAGUGGUUAUAUGCUAAAUACAGUAUGGAGGGAGAGGCUAGUGAUUUGAUGCGAUGGGUGGUUGGUGGCUUAUGGAGGAUAUCGAAAUGUCGUAACAGCUUGGUUUUUGAGAAGGUUGACAUAGAACCCCUUGUUGCCAUACAAUUGCUUAAACAACAAUGGGAGGAGUGGAUGAUAUGUGAUGAAGCACAGGUGAAGCCUUCUUCCUGUGGGCAGCAAGUGAGAAGACCAGACCCUCAUGGGUGGAUCAAGCCACCUUUUGGAACUCUUAAAAUUAAUUGUGAUGGUGCUUGGUGUAGUCGGGCGGGUAUAGGUGGUGUUGGAUGGGUGGCAAGAGAUUUUGUGGGCAUUUUCAAUGGUGCUGGUGGUAUUGGCAAUAUUCCUUGUGUCUCGAGUAUUAUGGUGGAAGCGGAAGCAAUACGGGUGGCUUUGGUGGCUUGUGUGGAGAGAGGCUUUACCUCUAUACAAUUGGAGACUGACUCUCAGGUUCUUGUUGAUAUGAUUCAUGGCCGUAUACAACUAGAGGUGGUCUUGGAUGGUAUCUUGUGGGAUAUUAAUUAUAUUGAAGCAACAAUUUGA